Messenger RNA from Nomia melanderi (Alkali bee), 768 nucleotides. The record is from RefSeq and is a predicted model, not a curated record. NCBI's taxonomy places the organism in Eukaryota, Metazoa, Arthropoda, Insecta, Hymenoptera, Halictidae.
CGCGACUCCAAGACCCUAAAAAACCUAUACGUUCGCUAUAAGUCCAUUAAGGGUUACGGUUCAACCGAGAUCGUUCAUAUGGAGAAGAGCAAAAACGGAAGCGCCAAGGGAAGUUCAUCAGCUUUAAAGCAAUCCUAAAUCCCAUCAACGUCGAAAGAAAACGAAACGUCAUCGAUAGAAUCCAGCGAGUCCGACGAAGUGGACGAAAAAUCGGUACAAGACACGCGGAUGUUAGAUGAGACCGAACAGCAUCAGAUUCAACCGUUGACCGUGGAAGACAUCAAUUUAGAACACACCUGCGACCCGGACAUUUUCAAAAUCGACAAUGUCUUCUCGGAUUUCUCGUUGAGGGACAUUGGACUAGAGACAAGAUUCAAGAAGAAGAUCAAGAAAUGGGCGACGAAGCAGAGGAGAGAGUUGUUGCAGAGCAGUUCAAGGGAGAACCAACAAAGUAACAUCCCCGUGGACAACCAGCCUGAUCAGCAUAUAGAGCAAACGACUGAGACGCGGAGGGAAGGACGAUUGAGAUCAAUAUGGAAACGCAUGACAACGGACAGGCGGGUGGACACGUCGGAGAAGUAGAAAGUCUCUUUCCCUAUGAAAGACCGUUUUACAGGCGAGAUUUGAAUCGGGACACAAGGUUACGCCAUUGUAGAUCGCUUCAGGGUUGACCACGGUCUCGCCUACGAGUCUCUAUGGUAGCUAAACGCCGCGGGGCGGACAACGCGACAGCCGCUUUUGUCUAAUAAUGUAACCAGAUCACCAACA